AUGAACAUUUCAGCAUCAGUUGCUGCUCAUAGAAGAAAAAUGCGGAAGACAAUUCUUGAUAAUAGGCGAACAAAGUCAAAUAAAAGAAGAAGUGCACCAAGUGGUAGAGGAUCCUCUAAAAUUGUUAACAAAUCUCAGUUAACCGACGAAGAAAAUUAUGAUCCUAAUCUUCCUUCGUCAUCUAAUAGUUUUCAGACAUUGCGUAACUUUACAUCUUUAACAACGUCAACGCCCUUAAGUGGCAUAACAACUGGUGCUAUUACUUUUAAUAACCAAUCAACCCAUACGCCUAGCAGUUCUCAGUUUUCUAUUGUUUCAAACAUUGUAACACAAAACAGUAACAACAUUCUUCGAUCUUCUUCUACGUUGACUAAGCUUAAAUCUGGUAAACAAAAGGUUUUACCUAAGAAACGUAUUAUCGAACCUAUUCCAAUGGUAGAUCUUACUUCUGAUGACGACAAUGAAAAUUUACAUUCCAUUGAAGACCCUUAUAAAGGUGUAUCCACAGAUUCUUCCGAUCCCAUUGAAAGUUUAAUUCGAUUUGUGUAUCCGUCGGUUUUAGAAAGAUAUAUGGAUCUAGAUUAUUUUUCUGAAAGAGCCAUUCUGACUCCGAAAAAUGAGGUCGUUCAUGAAAUAAAUGAUCGAUUGUUAGAGUUGUUUCCUGGUGAACCAGUAGAGUACCUAAGUUCUGAUACUAUAUGUGAAACUGAAAAAGGUAUUGAUUCCUUCCAACAAGAGUUGUAUUCACCUGAUGUUUUGAAUGGUUUAAAGAUAUCUGGUUUGCCAAAUCAUCGUCUGGUUCUAAAAGUUGGCGUUCCUAUUAUGCUUCUUAGGAACAUUGACCAACAGAAUGGAUUAUGUAAUGGUACAAGGUUAAAAGUUACAUAUCUUGGAAAGAGGGUUAUGGAAGGUGAAAUUAUAUCAGGUGCUAAUGUUGGAACUAGAACGUUCAUUCCAAGAAUUAGCAUGAUUCCAUCCGACAAAAAAAUACCUUUUGCUUUUCAAAGACGACAAUUUCCUGUUGCUGUGUGUUUUGCGAUGACAAUCAACAAGAGUCAAGGCCAGUCUUUGUCUAAGGUUGGUCUUUAUUUAAAAGAACCAGUUUUCACACAUGGCCAGUUAUAUGUGGCAUUAUCUAGAGUUAAAUCAAGACAAGGGGUGAAGAUAUUAAUUCUAGAUAAGGAUGGGAAACCUACUAAUACAACAACCAAUGUUGUUUAUAAAGAAGUGUUCACUCACCUUUGA
Messenger RNA from Helianthus annuus (common sunflower), 1245 nucleotides. RefSeq lists its product as uncharacterized. The transcript is spliced from 3 exons. The record is from RefSeq and is a predicted model, not a curated record. NCBI's taxonomy places the organism in Eukaryota, Viridiplantae, Streptophyta, Magnoliopsida, Asterales, Asteraceae. The coding region runs from base 1 to 1245 and encodes 414 amino acids.